This is a messenger RNA of Rhagoletis pomonella (apple maggot), 667 nucleotides long. Its product is annotated as putative oligosaccharyltransferase complex subunit CG9662. The record is from RefSeq and is a predicted model, not a curated record. Gene Ontology annotation, cellular component: oligosaccharyltransferase complex. Lineage: Eukaryota; Metazoa; Arthropoda; Insecta; Diptera; Tephritidae. The transcript has 2 exons. The coding region runs from base 101 to 553 and encodes 150 amino acids.
GAAAACAAGAAAUGUCAACAAAAAAGAAACCUUUGACGUCAACCAAUACAUACCGGUAUUUAGCAUAUUUUAAGCAUUUUUUUUUUAAUUCUGCUAAACUAUGAUAGAAACGCUGUAUAACUUGCCUUUCCAAAUUUUGGUACCGCCAAAUAUUAAAAUUCGACGACCGACAUGGUUUCGAAAACCAUCGCCAAUGGUUAUGUUCUCGAUUGUAUUGCUGUCAUACUUUCUGGUCACCGGUGGAAUAAUAUACGAUGUAAUUGUUGAGCCGCCCAGUGUUGGUGCCACAGUAGAUGAACAUGGGCAUUCACGGCCAGUGGCCUUCAUGCCUUAUCGAGUAAACGGGCAAUAUAUCAUGGAAGGUUUGGCCAGCAGUUUUCUCUUUACGGUUGGUGGUUUGGGCUUUAUUAUUAUGGAUCAAACACAUAUACCUGGAAAAACCAACCUUAAUCGUUUUCUUUUGACUGCGAUGGGAUUUAUUUUUAUACUUGUUUCAUUUUUCACCACGUGGCUUUUCAUGCGAAUGAAAUUGCCAAGCUACUUGCAGCCAUGAGUAGCUUGAGGCAGGAGCAGCCAAUAUUAUAUGAGCAUAUUUUACACCCUGAUUACUAUAAAUUAAAUCAGCAAAUUGUCCUUAAAUAAAGACCAAUUAAACAAUUCAAAUUGA